AUGAUUUCAAUCGGUCGACCAUUGGCAUUGAUCGGUACAUUACAAGGUAUUCAACAAACAUCGGCUAAACUUGCAUCAACUAUUUCACAAAUUCCAGCUGGUAUUCUUGCAUCAAGUUCUACAUCAUUUCAACACAAUCAAACAUUAAAUAAUAGUACAUUUCAAAAUUGGAAACAAAAACCGAAUUCAAAUAAAUAUAUCUUUUUAAUUGCUUCAAUCUGUCCAAUUAUAUUAUUUUUUGCAACAUUGAUUACAGUACGUGAACGUCGUCGAAAAUUAAAUAAAAAUAAUUUUGCUCAAACAUGGUCAAUUUUAUCAGGAAUAUUUAAAUAUAAAAAAUUUUGGAUCAUAGCUAUUUUUCUGUUUAUUUAUUCAGCAUCACCACAAGUAAAAACAGCAUUAUUUUACUAUCAACGUGAUAGACUUAAAUUUGAUCCAUUUUAUGUUUCAAUAUUAAAUACAAUUUAUAAUGGUUGUGGUAUACUUUCUGCAUUACUUUAUUUAUCAAUAUUUUCUCAUUAUCCAACAAAACGUGUACUUCGUAUAGCAAUUAUUAUGCGAAUGCUUGCUGUUGCAUCUUAUUUAUGUAUAACAGAUAAAUUGACAUCAAUAUGUGUUGCUAUUGUUACAGGCUUUUGUUCGGAAAUAACAAAUUUAGCAUUACUUCAUUUAGCAGCAAAAUCUUGUCCAAAAAAUAUUGAAGGUACUCUAUUUGCAUUAUUCGUUUCAUGUGUUAAUUUUGGAGCAGCAACUGGUGAUUGGCUGGGUUCAAUUAUAUAUGAAUAUUUAGGUUUUACUAUUCUUAUUAUAAUAGCAAUCAUUUGGAUUGGUACAACUAUAUUAGUAACAUGUCAUAUUGGUGAAUAUGGUAUUAAAUCAACAUUAGAUAAUGAUGAUGAAAGUGACGAUAAAUAUCAUUAUUAUGAUGUUAUAAAAAAACGAAUAGAAACAGUUGAAAAUGACGAUUCUGACGAUAAAGAAACAAAUAGUUCGUCUGGAUAA
Messenger RNA from Rotaria sp. Silwood2, 1002 nucleotides. The record is from the annotation of a GenBank genome assembly. NCBI's taxonomy places the organism in Eukaryota, Metazoa, Rotifera, Eurotatoria, Philodinida, Philodinidae.